AUGGUCGCAACGGUCAAAUAUGGCGCAUCUAUAUUUAUUCAUAAAUAUAGACAUUGCCGUUUUUCACCCUUCAUCGGGUUGUUUUCCUUUCGUUACUUAUUUUUCUCACUCGUUUUCAUUCGUUUUUUUCCUUCCAACUAUUUUUCCUUCAUUAUCUUCUCAUUCUUUUUUAUUCAUGCUUUUUACGUUUUUGGUCAAUUCUUUCUUAUUAGUAUUCAUUUUAAACCUUUCUUUUUUUUUCUUUUUUUUCUUUUUCUUUCUUUCUUUUUUUCAUUCCCCAGUUUUCAUUCAGUUUCUUCGUUUUAUCUUUAUGCAAAGAUUGUUUUUUUUUUCGAUUUACCUAAUUUUUCGUUUCUUUUCAAUUCUUUCUUUCUUUCUUUCUUUCUUUCUUUCUUUCUUUCUUUCUUUCUUUCUUUCUUUCUUUGUAGUUUCUCCUUUCCAUGCCAAACUUCUUUGAACUUUUUCUUUUUCCUAUUUACUUUUUCCUUUCCCAGUUUCUUUCUUUCUCUCUUUCUCCUUUUCUUUCUUUCUUUCUUUCUUUCUUUCUUUCUUUCUUUCUUUCUUUCUUUCUUUCUUUCAACCAUCUGUUAUUUGUUUGUUUUUUCUACCACAUUUUUAUUUGUUUAUUUUUUCUUUCCUUCUACCCCUUUGUUCUUUCUUUCUUUCUUUCUUUCUUUCUUUCUUUCUUUCUUUCUUUCUUUCUUUCUACCCUUUUGUUUCCUCGUUAAUUCUACUUAUGCUGUCCUUUUUUCUUUUCCACCCCCAUGCUGA
Acanthosepion pharaonis is the source of this 771-nucleotide messenger RNA. NCBI's taxonomy places the organism in Eukaryota, Metazoa, Mollusca, Cephalopoda, Sepiida, Sepiidae. The record is from the annotation of a GenBank genome assembly.